AUGGCAGACAACUCGGAAAGCAGCGGCUCCGUUCACCGCCGGUGUUUGAGCCAUUCUUCGGCGGAGAGAAGCCCCCCGCCCGGUUCGGGCUCGUCCAAAUGGAUUCGGUUAAACGUCGGCGGGACCUAUUUUUUAACAACUAGACAGACGUUAUGUCGAGAUCCCAAAUCGUUUCUUUACAGGCUGAGCCAAGCGGACCCGGAGCUCGAUUCCGACAAGGAUGAAACUGGUGCCUAUCUCAUCGACAGAGACCCGACUUACUUCGGGCCGGUUCUGAACUACUUGAGGCACGGCAAACUGGUGCUUAACCGGGAUUUAGCAGAGGAAGGUGUCCUGGAAGAAGCCGAAUUUUACAAUAUCACAUCAUUAAUAAAGCUGAUUAAGGACAAGAUCAGGGAAAGGGACUGUAAGACAUCGCAGGUUCCAGUCAAGCAUGUAUACCGAGUGCUUCAGUGCCAGGAGGAAGAACUAACCCAGAUGGUGUCCACCAUGUCCGACGGCUGGAAGUUCGAACAGCUGGUCAGCAUCGGCUCGUCUUACAACUACGGCAACGAAGAUCAAGCCGAGUUCCUGUGCGUGGUGUCCAAGGAGCUCCACAAUCAAUCGUACGGGACAAACAGCGAGCCCAGCGAGAAGGCCAAGAUUCUUCAGGAGCGGGGUUCUCGCAUGUGA
Molecule: messenger RNA, 672 nt
Organism: Nerophis lumbriciformis (worm pipefish)
Lineage: Eukaryota; Metazoa; Chordata; Actinopteri; Syngnathiformes; Syngnathidae
Source: RefSeq, a predicted model, not a curated record